Hypoxylon trugodes is the source of this 943-nucleotide messenger RNA. RefSeq lists its product as uncharacterized. The coding region runs from base 160 to 615 and encodes 151 amino acids. The transcript is spliced from 2 exons. Lineage: Eukaryota; Fungi; Ascomycota; Sordariomycetes; Xylariales; Hypoxylaceae. The record is from RefSeq and is a predicted model, not a curated record. Gene Ontology annotation, biological process: proteasome assembly.
GCUACAGUAUUAGGUAUCGUAAAACCUACAACCAAUUCUAUAAUCUCAAAAAUAUACCUUAAUCUUGAUUAUUAAAUCAUCUUUAAGUCUACUCCCAUAUCGUUCACUCUUUAAAGAAACGGACAAUAUUUGGAGGCAUCACAUCAUAAAUCAACGACGAUGGAGCAACAGACCGACGGAGCAAUUCAGCUCUCAUUCCCACUACCGCGAUCCUUAGAUACCAAGAUUCAUUUACGGUUAACUAUCAAGUCGAAAAACAUCACCUUGUUCCUCACAACAAGAAGUGCUGAUGAAGAGAACCAGCCUUGUUCAAUGGGGUCUUUCAUUUAUGCGUUACCUGACAAAUAUAACCCAGACCAGCCACUCUCCACCACAAUUUACUCCAGGGAAGAUACAUUGGAGUUGACAACUCGGCUGGCAAAAAUAUUAGCCAAGAAAACACAGAUGCCUGUGUAUGUUGGAAAUUCCAUCAGCUUCGCAAACACUGGACUGGGUGGAACAGUAGAGGAGGAAAUGGAAGCCUUCAAAAAGGUUGUCGAAGUCACGCUCAGCAAACUUCAGGAUGUCAUUAAGUCGCCGCCAGGAGCCUUACCAAAUGGAACAGGCAGCUCGUAAGGAACUCGUCGACAUCUUGGACUAAAGUACAUAUGAACAGAGCUGCGUCUCUUUUCCGCAGCACAUCAACUCUACCGUUGUGCUCAGUCGGCGCAGUCCAGACCAAGCCACUGUUCCAGCGCCCCCUCGUUACAGAGGGUACUAAUUCGCACCACGCGCGUAGAAGGAGGAAGGGCACGAGUUAAGCUUAAUUCGCGACCCUUGGCCAGAAUAUGACCUGGAUAUCUGUUGAUCUAGUAGGAUUAUACGCUACGAUUCCUAAGAAACUCGGAAAUGGAUAUUCAAUACCAAGAAAGGAGUUGAAACAGAAUCGCGAUAUACAAGUCAU